Molecule: messenger RNA, 2429 nt
Organism: Anguilla rostrata (American eel)
Lineage: Eukaryota; Metazoa; Chordata; Actinopteri; Anguilliformes; Anguillidae
Gene: rpz5
Product: rapunzel 5
Exons: 2
Coding region: 608-1789 (393 amino acids)
Source: RefSeq, a predicted model, not a curated record
AAGUGUUUCUUUCCCCCUGUUUAAAAGUUUUUUCUGUUCCAUGCAUGGCAGGAGACUAAAAAUGGUUUGAAACUCAGAAGAGCAGUUGAUUUUUGAUGAUGUGUUAAAUAAAGAAGAGGCUUUGAAAGGGAACCCUGUGCACAUAUUUGUUUGGUUUACACAAUACAGGUGAAACACAAGUGCACUUAGAGCUGUUAGAAUGGUGUGGCUAAACCAAUAUUGAACGGUAGCUGAAGGUCUGUGGGAAUAUGGCUGAGUGGAUUAAAAAUAAAGGAUGUGGUCUUGUGUUCUGGAGGAUGUUUGCCAUUCCAGUAAGGUGGAAAAGAGGGAUCACAGGUUGGAAUGCAUGUGUCUUGAACAAUUGCUCAGUUUGGUUUAUAUCACUUUUAAGCGUGGAGCAAGCUAACUAUGCAUUUUCUAGUAAACAGGGAUUUUUUUCUUUAAAUUUGAAACCUGAAGUCUAGAGUUCCAAGCUACCUAAAUUUUUCCAAGUGAGGACUUGCAAUAACAAAGCCAGAGUAUUUUCUGGAUAUCAGGAUCCAUACUCUCAGGCACUCUUGAGCAUUCUGAAGGGAAAGUGGUCGACACCCCGUGAGAGUGGGACAAAAUGAACCGUGUAGAAGAAUGGGUGCUGCAGAACAAGGACAAAAUUGAGAAGGGGGUGGAGAUAAUGGGUCAAGGUUGUGAGGUGCUAGCUGCCACAGUGGGCCAACUCCACCCCAUUUUAGAGGCUGUGUUUGUGGCCUCGGCAGAGCUCCUCAAUAAUCCAGAGGGCAAGGAGGCUAAGUACCUGACUGAGCAGUUCGAAAAAGUAAACCAGAAAUUGGAGAGCAUCCAGGAUGAGGUUGAUCGCAUAGCAUUGGAGAUGCAGCGCACCUCCAUGAACAAGCAGAACUUUGACCGUGAAGCACAGAUGAUCAGCCAGUAUGAGAAGUUCCAGGAGUUUGUCAAUGCCAAGCCCAAAUUCAAGGAGAAGAAGAAGGACAAGUUUCUCAGCCAUUUUGAGAACACAGAUGGAGACCUGAACCUGGAUGCCCUGUACAACGCGGUCACUGGAGAAAACACCUGUGGGGACCCUAUGCUAGAGACAGUGGUAUCUACAGAGCAGAGGAGCCGUCGAGCUGUGGAAGAAUUCUGUGCCCGACUGAAGAAGCUCUUUGUUGUGGGAAUCAUAGCAGUCAUGGGCCACGCUGCCCUGAAAGACGGAAAUGUUGGGGAAGACAUGGCGAAGAAGUGGCAGGGGCGAAUGGAGGAUGUGGAGAAGCGCAUGAAGGCAGCAGUGGAUGACUGUACAGGGAAUUUUGCUGUCCAGGCCAAGGAGGAUAUAGAACACCUCCUCCAAGAGAAGCAAGGAAGUAUUGACCCAAACUUUACCCAGUCGCUUUUGGCCUUCCUCGUUAAGAAGUACGACUGGGUUUCCUGGUCUCUCCGGGUGUUUAGCCACGGGGGGCUGUUUUUCUGGAACUGGCUGGCUGGCAAGAAGUACCACGGCCGUGGUGGCGGUGGCAACUUUUUUGACCUCCUGACCAGGAACAACAUCAGGGUCGUGAUCUCUUUCAGUGCAGAUCCCAAGCCCAUCAAUAAGAGUCAUAUCCAAGAGCAGAUUGAGAGGCAAAAGCUUAAGGGAAACAUGGUGUCUGUGGCUCAGACCCUCUGCAAUGACCUACCAAAUUGUGUGGUGCAUGCGGUCAGUCGAUACAAGGAUGUAGUGGAGUCCAACAGCUUCCCUGAGGAGUGUUACUACUUCGGGAAACAUAAAAGAGCAUACCUAUGCAUCCACUCUGAAUAGUCGUUUGAUGUAGGAUCCAUAAUCACAAUAGUUAUAUAAAUCCAUGCAACCACAAUGUUCCUUUUUUUUAAAUCAGCAUUUUAAGAAAUGUCUGCCAUUGCACAUUAAAAGCUAGCCAGAAAACAUAGCUGAUAAGUGUGGACAUUUUUUGACUGGAUUUUACUGCUUGUCCUAGAUUUUGUUAAGCCAGGAUCCUUUUUUUUUUUUUUUUUUUUUUUUAAUCAAUAUUCAUAAAAAUGGAACAGGUUUCUUAUAAAAGACACUAAAUUUAAUUUUUUGCUGUUACAAGAUGUUUGUGAACCUAAAUGGUACUCCUGUAAACCAAAGAGAAAGUGAAUCAACAAUUGUUUUCUGUGUCUCUCAAUGCUUUCAAUUAAACUACAGAUGUUUGGUAUAUCCAUAAUAUAAAUGGCAUUUAAACAUUUAGCAUAUAUAUAUAAACAUAUAUGAACCUGUCAUGGCUCAAAAUAGUGCUGGAUUUUCAGAAGACAACCCUGCACAUUGGAGUGUUGUAGAACCAUUGCAUGGAAUAUUUGUUUUAUGUAGUUCAAGCUGGUUUAGUUUCACGUAGUAUAUCAACCUCUUUUUUAAAUUUGUAUAUGCUGCCAUUACCAACAAUAAAGUCUCAAUUUAAAUAUAA